This is a messenger RNA of Microdochium trichocladiopsis, 2408 nucleotides long. Its product is annotated as lish protein. Gene Ontology annotation, biological process: regulation of transcription by RNA polymerase II. Gene Ontology annotation, cellular component: Set3 complex. Gene Ontology annotation, molecular function: transcription corepressor activity; protein binding. The record is from RefSeq and is a predicted model, not a curated record. The transcript is spliced from 6 exons. The coding region runs from base 189 to 2180 and encodes 663 amino acids. NCBI's taxonomy places the organism in Eukaryota, Fungi, Ascomycota, Sordariomycetes, Xylariales, Microdochiaceae.
CUUCCUCCCAUCCAUGCCGCCGGCCCUGGGUGUAUUUUCUCUUUCCUGUCCUCAUCACCGGCUUCGUCGUCGCCAGCCCUGCUCUGCGCGCCUGCCGCCUACGCCUCCUCUCGCCCCGGCCCGUCUGCCACGCCUCCUCUGCCUGCUUCUUACGCGCCCACCGCCGCCUUCGAGCGCCUGCAGCCACCAUGAAGGAGUACCUCGACUCGGACAGGGUCAACUUUCUGAUUUGGAGGUAUCUGAUAGAAGGAAACUACCGCGAGACCGCCGUCAAGUUCCAGAAGGAGUGGCACGUCCAGGAGCCUCAUCGCGAGCUCGAAUUUGCCCGCCAUGUCCAGAGCCACGCAUUGGUCAAUGUCUUGAACAAGGGGCUCGUCUACAACUCGCUGGAGCGAGAGCACGCACUGGCGCAGGCGCAGGCGCACGCUCAAGCCCACCAGACAUCGCCAAGUGCAGGAUCAAAAGAUGCACAGCCGUCCACUGAGCCAGUGGGCAUUUUCGGCCCUCUGUCCGUGCAGCCUCCCAACUUCCAGCAGCCCCCGCAGCGUCUUCAAGCGCAGCCACAGCCACAACACCAACUGCCGCCGCCACAACAGCAACAAACGCCCACCCCUGCUACUGGGGACGUGCCUGAGCAUGGCGAAGAGAUUGACACGUCUGGUCCAAACGCAAUUAACGCGCCUGCUGAUACAGACACGGCCAGGAAACGGCAGCUGGACAGGCAGCCGCAGUCUGGUCUGGUCAAUGGAUCGCCCGCAAAGCGGCCCCGUCUGAGUAAUGGGUACGAGAAUGGGGCGGAUGCACCAGCCGUUACCACCCCGAUGGAGUUGGAUGGACAAAACGGGGACAGCCAUGCUUACCCAUCACCCCUGGAGGCCGCCGAGCCUGCACCAACGCCCACGCCUCGAACUGACGGCCCCGAGCAAAGCACCCAGAUUGACAAAGUCAAGGAAUUGGCGCCAAGAACGACUUUCGUCUCAUUGGGACCAUCUGACGACUUGCCCGGCUCGUCCCCUGUUCAGUCGGUGUCCACAACCAGCAGCGAAAACGCGCCAGUGCUCCUGCAUUGCCAGUGGAAUCCCCGAGAUCCCACCAUCUUGGCGGCUGCCGGUACCGAUGCGCUAGCCCGGAUUUGGACAGUUUCGCGUGGAACCAACCCCGACCCAUCGUCAGGUCACGUGAAUGGCCUCGGCGUCGACUCUCAAUUUCACAGCCUUGUUGACGAUGAUAUUCCAUCCAAGGCCACAGCCACGGCAAUGGCUUGGAACUCGGAUGGCACCGUCAUUGCUGUUGCGACAGACUCGGAUACCAAGGGCCGUCUCACGCUAUGGAGUGCAGAUGGCCGCCACCUUGACCACUUCGAGGUUCCUGAACCUCCGAUCAUCAAGAUACGCUGGAAUCCCACCAGCGCUGCCAUGCUCGGCAUCGCACCUGACAACGGCGGCACACUCGUCACUGUCUUCAGAUCGGGAGACUCGAAUACGGUUUCGUACACUUUACCUGCCCAUAAUCUGGACUCGGAUCCCCUCGAUGCUGCCUGGACAAGCGAGUCUGAUUUCCUCCUCUGUGGCGGUGAAAUGCUCAUCCUCUUCAAGUGCACCGAUACGGAGAUCGUCGAGGUCAAGAAGUACAAGACACGGGAACACGACAGCCUGACUCAAGUCCAAUUCGACUGGAGAUCUUCCUUGGCCGCAACUUGCAGCGAAAAGGGAUACGUUGACAUCUGGGACGCAAACGGCAAACGUCGUGAGAUCGAAGCACACUACAAUGCAGUUACGGCGAUAGCAUGGCAACCACUUUCGGGCCCAAUGCCGACGACUGGUGAACGACUUCUGGCUUCAGGUGGCGAGGACGGUGUCAUAUGCAUAUGGAACGCGCUGGCCCCAAGUGGCAAAUCCAUGUGCUCCAUGACCAUGGGCCUGCCUAUUGUAGCACUCGCCUUUACACCAGAUGGUGCCUUCAUCGCUGGGGCCACGAAUGAAAGGAUCUUGAUCUGGAAGGUUGGGGAACACAGCAUACCACGGGCAAGCUGGAGUAGAACACCACAUCCCGGAUGGCUUAGCCCACGUGCAAACUCGGAAUCCGAUGAGGAAGACGAGCACUGCCUGGGAUGGGAUUCAACCGGCAACAAGCUUGCUUAUGGUGUCAACAGCAGGCUGGCCGUCAUUGACUUCCGGUGAUUGCAUCCACCUCCCAGAUUUGCAAUGUCAACUCAAACGGUAGGCAAUACCUGCCGGGCCGUGUGUCUGGCGCCAGGUCACUGCAUACCGAACAGUUCAUUCUCCUCGUCAAGCAGGGAUGCAUGUCGAAAGGCUAUGCCGUACCGAAUGGCCCACUGUCGACACCCGCUGCACAAAGUGUAAGCUGCGGAUGGAAGGCGCGAUUUAGCUACCACACCAUGCGAUGUA